Pseudocercospora fijiensis CIRAD86 is the source of this 1814-nucleotide messenger RNA. RefSeq lists its product as uncharacterized. The record is from RefSeq and is a predicted model, not a curated record. Gene Ontology annotation, cellular component: membrane. Gene Ontology annotation, molecular function: transmembrane transporter activity. The transcript has 5 exons. NCBI's taxonomy places the organism in Eukaryota, Fungi, Ascomycota, Dothideomycetes, Mycosphaerellales, Mycosphaerellaceae. Gene Ontology annotation, biological process: transmembrane transport. The coding region runs from base 306 to 1796 and encodes 496 amino acids.
AAGCGCUCUCCACGAGUCUACGUGUGGAGUACAUUCUGUGUCAGCUUCAAUUGGCUGGGUUACGCGAGUUGCGUACGGCAAGGAUCCAAGCGCACCGCGACAAUGUUGUUGCGACAAAGAGACGGUGAAAUCCCGAACGGUUGCCUGACUGAGAUUGGUUACGGAAACAUUUCCCCUCUUUCGGCCUCACUUGUCUCGACCUCAAUUGUCUUGACCUCACCUGUUUCGGCCUCACCUUUUCAGCUAUCUCGCCACAUAUCCAUCCACUGCCCUGCCUCGUAUGUGUCUCACUCGGGCUCAACACCAUGGAUCCCGACAUUGCCGACAAAAGGCUCAAGGACCUGCGAGUUGAAGAGAUCACAGUCAAGACGACAGGUGCCGAUGCACGAGCGACUGCGCAGUAUGAAAUCGAUCCUAUUCGGGAGAAAGCCUUGGUUCGCAAGCUUGACAUACGGGUUGUGCCAAUCUUGUGGUUUCUGUUCAUGCUUGCCUUCUUGGACAGGACAAACAUUGGCAAUGCAAAGAUCCAAGGCAUGACCGCUGAUCUGAACAUGAAAGGCAAUGACUACAACGUCGCCCUGUUCAUCUUUUUCAUCCCAUACAUUCUCUUCGAAGUGCCAUCGAAUAUUCUGAUCAAGCGAAUGGCGCUCUCUACCUGGAUCGCACUCAUCAUGACACUGUGGGGCAUUGCCACCAUUGGCGAAGGUCUUGUCCGAAACAAUGCUGGGCUCCAAGCCAUGCGCUUCCUAAUCGGACUUUUCGAGGCCGGCUUCUUUCCCGGAUGUGUAUACCUCAUCAGUAUGUACUACAAACGAUACGAAUUACAAUGGCGCCUAUCAAUCUUCUUCACGGGAUCAAUCCUGGCCGGAGCAUUCAGUGGUCUUCUGGCUUAUGCGAUUGCGAAGAUGGACGGUAUUGCCGGCUACAGUGGAUGGAGAUGGAUCUUCAUCCUCGAAGGCAUCUUCACAACCAUCAUCGGUGUCGGCGCAAAGUUUUUCAUCCCAGAUUGGCCCGAGACUGCGAAAUUUCUGACGCACGGAGAGAAAGAACUCCUCGUCGCUCGUCUCGCCGCAGAUGUCGCCGAUGCGAAGAUGAAUCGCCUCGACAAGAAAGCCGCAAAGCGUAUCUUUGGCGAUUGGAAAAUCUAUUGUGGAAUCUUCAUGUAUUUCGGGAUCGUGAAUACGGGAUAUGCGACUUCAUUCUUCACCCCAACAAUCCUCACCCAACUCGGCUACCGCGCCGAAGCAGCCCAAGUCCGCAGCAUCCCCAUCUUCCUCGUCGCAACCGCGUUCUGCCUGCUGACCGCCUACCUCACCGACCGUCUCCGCCACCGCUACUCUUUCACAUUCAUCGGCUGCCUCAUCGCCACAAUCGGUUACUCCCUCCUCCUCAACCAAUCCCACAUCUCCACGGGAAUCCAAUACAUGGCCAUCUUCUUCAUCGUCACGGGAGGGUACAUGUGUCAACCUGUGACUUUGGCGUGGGUGAAUAAUUGUAUGUCGGGGCAUUAUAAGAGGAGUGUGAGUUCGGCGAUGAUGGUGGGGUUUGGGAAUUCUGGGGGGAUUGUGGCGAGUAAUGUUUUUUUGGAGGGGGAGAGGCCUGGGUUUCGGACGGGGUAUGGGGUUAGUCUUGGGUUGGUUUGGGUUUGUGCGGUUGCUUGUGCGUGGUUUUUGGUUGGGGUGUGGAGGGAGAAUGGGAAGAGGGAGAGGGGGGAGAGGGAGUGGAGGUUAGAGGUGGAGGAGAGGGAGAGGGAAAAUUUAGGCGAUAAACAUCCUAGUGUACGGAUAACAUAUUGAGGGCGAAAUGUUGGAAUC